This is a messenger RNA of Vespa velutina, 2796 nucleotides long. It is a transcript of the gene U2af50, whose product is annotated as splicing factor U2AF 50 kDa subunit. The coding region runs from base 134 to 1432 and encodes 432 amino acids. NCBI's taxonomy places the organism in Eukaryota, Metazoa, Arthropoda, Insecta, Hymenoptera, Vespidae. Gene Ontology annotation, molecular function: poly-pyrimidine tract binding; pre-mRNA 3'-splice site binding. The transcript is spliced from 8 exons. The record is from RefSeq and is a predicted model, not a curated record. Gene Ontology annotation, biological process: mRNA processing. Gene Ontology annotation, cellular component: U2-type prespliceosome; nucleus; nuclear speck.
UGUUCUUCUUGUUGCUUCACGCCAUUUCGGUAUAAAAAUCUGUUUGGGAGCGGCUGACGUUUAUGCAGUUUAUCGUUCUGUAUAAACAUAUUUUCAUAUAAUACAGUGUAAUACUUAAAUUGGAAGAUCAAAGAUGGGAGAAGAUUUUAAUGGAGAUCGAGAGAGACAAGAUAGAGAGAAGGACCGUGAUAGGGACAGAGAUCGUGACAGGAGACACAGAUCACGUAGUAGGGAUCGUAGGAAGAGAUCAAGGUCUCGUUCCAAGGAUCGCAGAGAUCGUAAAAGAAGCAGUUCUCCUAAAAAAAGUCGCAGUUCUAGGAGAAGGAAACCAUCUUUAUAUUGGGAUGUACCACCACCCGGAUUUGAACAUAUUACACCUUUGCAGUAUAAAGCAAUGCAAGCUGCUGGCCAAAUACCUGCAAAUAUCGUAGCAGAUACACCUCAAGCUGCUGUUCCUGUUGUCGGUAGUACGAUCACUCGUCAAGCAAGAAGACUAUAUGUUGGUAAUAUUCCAUUUGGAGUCACAGAAGAAGAAAUGAUGGAAUUCUUCAAUCAACAGAUGCAUCUAUCAGGCCUUGCACAAGCUGCAGGAAAUCCAGUCCUUGCUUGUCAGAUCAAUCUAGAUAAAAACUUUGCUUUCUUGGAGUUUCGUUCAAUAGAUGAAACUACACAAGCCAUGGCCUUUGAUGGAAUCAAUUUUAAAGGACAAAGUUUAAAAAUAAGAAGACCUCAUGAUUACCAACCAAUGCCUGGAAUGACAGAUAAUCCGAGCAUGAACGUGCCAGGUACGGUUCCUGAUUCUCCGCACAAGAUUUUCAUUGGUGGUCUACCGAAUUAUUUGAACGAAGAACAGGUAAAGGAGCUUCUGAUGAGUUUUGGCCAACUGAGAGCUUUCAAUUUAGUAAAGGAUUCAGCGACAGGACUAUCAAAAGGUUAUGCUUUUUGCGAAUAUGUUGAUGUGUCCAUGACGGAUCAAGCAAUUGCUGGAUUAAAUGGUAUGCAGCUAGGAGACAAGAAAUUGAUUGUUCAACGAGCUAGUGUCGGUGCAAAGAAUCCUAUGAUAGGAGCACAAGCUCCUGUACAAAUUCAGGUACCUGGUUUAUCCAUGGUAGGCACAAGUGGACCUGCUACAGAGGUACUUUGCUUACUGAAUAUGGUUACACCAGAAGAAUUAAUGGAAGAAGAGGAAUAUGAAGAUAUUUUAGAAGAUAUCAAAGAAGAAUGCAACAAAUACGGUGUAGUUCGAUCCGUAGAAAUACCAAGACCUAUCGAAGGUGUUGAUGUUCCAGGAUGUGGAAAAGUAUUCGUUGAAUUUAACAGCGUUAUCGAUUGUCAAAAAGCACAACAGACUUUGACAGGACGUAAAUUCAACAAUCGUGUAGUAGUUACAUCAUAUUUUGAUCCCGAUAAAUAUCAUCGUAGAGAAUUUUAGAAUGUAGAUUCUUAUUUCUUACCAAUUAAUGAUUGGCUGUAUUGUAUGAUACAUACAAAUGAAUAAUCUGAUAUGUCUUAAAAGUAAAUAAUAUUUCGCGAGAAUAAUAUUCUCUGUAAUUCCUUUUAAUUAGAAUAUAGAAAUCAUUCAACUAUUUUUGACUGCACAGUGCAUUACAGUAAUAAUUUACUAUAAUUUACGUUCAUUUCAUGAAAUGAGAUAUUGUAAUUCUUUAAAAAUGCAGUAUAAUUAAUAAUGCGUGGAAUAUUUUAUAGUUUAAAUAAUAUAAUCAAUUGAUAAUCUGGAAAUAAGAAGUAAAUAAUGAUGAUAUUAAAAAACAUUGCUAGCUGCAAUAUAAGAAGUUUAAGUAAUUAUGAUGGACAAAAGAAAUAAAAUAUUGUCACUGUGUUUAUACAGAUAUGAUUUAACAAUUAUAUAUUAGUACCCUCUUGAUACAUAAGUUGAAAAAUACAUGAACAUUAUUUUAAUGAUUUUUAUACACAAAAAUGAUAUAUAAUUAUAAUUAUCUAUUAAAAAUUAAGCUUCGUUUUGUACAGCUGGUUGGUAUGAAUGGCUUUUUGUUGUGUCAGCUGGAUCAAUUACAAACUUUUGUAGUAAAAGGUAAAGACCACCGCCUAUGAACAACAUACUGAUUCCACAUAGUAGCACUAUUGCCCAUGCAGGUAUAGCUGUACCUCCUAAGAUAGUUGAAACAUUUAUGUUAUUUUCAUGUAAACGUAACAAUUUCAUCAAUAUUUUACAAUUUUUACUCACUGUAAUAUUGCCUUGUUAUUGUCUUACGACCGCGUAAUAUUUUACGUCUUGCUUCUGUUUCAUCGAUGAAGAUUCCCAUAAUAACUAUGUUACCGUCAAAUAUAACGUAAGUAUUUUAUAAUAUUUUCACAUACUUACAGUAAAAUGUUUUAAAUAUUUGUUUACAUUUACUUACGCAAACUAACUGCGAGAUAGAAUAGUAACUUUUUUGAAUACAUGUUGAUUGAUACAAUGUUCCAACUUCACUUAAAGGAAUAAUAAAAUUUAACGUCUUUUCAGCAGACAAGAAGAAUUGGGUGUAGCGUUGAUCGUCGGAUGAUGAAUCAACGACGAUAGAUAACAAGUGAUAACAGAUAAUAUAGAAUGUAGCUUAUCUGUUUUAAUACUAUGAGAUAAAGUACCUGAGAAAAUUCAUGUAGGCAAUGCAGUAAAAGAUAGUAAACUUUCUAAAAUAGUCUGGUAAAGAAGUUUUUACAUUUGUUGUCAUAAAUUUGGUAUAUUUACAAAGUUUAUGUAAAUUUAAUAUAUUUAAAACAAAUUAGAUAUAUUACUUGUAUAACAAUGAUUUUUUAUUAAAUCUCUUAAGAAGA